Mauremys reevesii (Reeves's turtle) is the source of this 1404-nucleotide messenger RNA. It is a transcript of the gene TMEM35B, whose product is annotated as transmembrane protein 35B. Lineage: Eukaryota; Metazoa; Chordata; Testudines; Geoemydidae. Bases 67 to 486 code for a protein of 139 amino acids. The record is from RefSeq and is a predicted model, not a curated record. The transcript is spliced from 3 exons.
UGCGGGGCGGGCCUGGCCGGGGGGAGCCGCGCCCCAGGCCGGGCUGUGUCUGCCCGCGGCGCGGCCAUGGCGCUCGUCUUCCCCGCCGUGCGCGUGCUGCUCGGCCUCUUCUUCCUGCUCACCGGGGCGGUGAAGCUGACGGACCAGAUCUCGGCCGAGCUCUACCAGCAGCUGAAGUCCCAGUUUGUGCAGUUCGCCGAUGUCUUCCCCCUGAAGGAGUUUGGCUACAAGCCGGAGCCGGGGCAGUAUCUGCAGGUGGUCGGCUGGAUCGAGGUGGUGGCCGGGGCUCUGCUGGCCUUUGGGCCCCAGCUCCUGCAGGAGAUCAGCAACUUCGUGCUCACCAUCGUCAUGAUCGGUGCCAUCUACACCCUGCUGGUGCUGAAGGAGCCGUUGGCCAUGUGUGCUCCGGCUACGAUCUGCCUGGGCCUCCUGCUGCUGCUCAACAUACGAGGAAGGGGGGGCAGGGCCAAGUCCAAGUUUGAGUGACUGGAAUGAAAUGGGGGGCGGGGGCGCUGGAUUGGCAGGAAAUGAUUUCCCCCCCCCCACCCCAAAGCGUUGCAAUGACAUGGCUUCCUGCCAAUGAACUUGCCGCUUACGCGCAGAACAAACUCUCAAAUCCUGGGGAGGGACCAGCAGGCCCUGCUGGCAGAACUGGGGCCCGGUGCUGACUAAUCCGGGGACCUGCUGCAGUUGUGUGCAGAGCGCGGGGAGCAGCUGCCGGCCUGGAAGCUUUGCACAGGGGCUGGGAAGUUUCUCUUUCUGCCCUGGAUUUGAAGGCGGCCCGUCCUGACCUGCCAGGUGGGAAAGGGUAAUUGUGUUGUGCUGGGACCUCAUGGGGGCGUGGGGGAGCUCUGGAGUGUGUCUCAAAUGGGUAACAGCUGUGUGAGUUCCCACAAUGGGUCACCCUCCAGUGUGACCUGGGGUGAGUCGGGGUGUGUGUGUGUCAAGCUCCCAUGGUCUAGCAAGCCCUUCACCGCUCUGCCAGCCAGUGCUGGGGGGACAGUCCCCCUAGGAACUGAGCUGAGCCCCAGAAAACUCAUCUCAUGUCCAGACAGUUUCUGGCUGGAUUUGAACCACUGACAUCCCAUCACUGAUCCCCAUCCAGGCCCUGUGGGAAUCUUUGCGGCUCCCAUUCCUUGGGAGCUGCAGACAGCUUGGGUUUUCAGUGGAAACAGCUGAGGUGAACACAACCUUUGUCUCCUGGGGGCCCCCCCUUCUCCGCUGGCCAGGGAGCGUGGUGUGUAAGGACUCCGUGCAGCAGGAAUGAAGGAGGAACCUUCCAACUCUGCAACGUCUUUGCUGCUCAGAGCCAGUGGAGAUGCAGCUUGGUCCUCCGAGGCGGUGCCAGAAGGCUGCGGCUCUUGCAUCGGGUUCUCCAGGGUGGAUGUUGUGAGGUCUCUCCAC